Messenger RNA from Ilex paraguariensis (yerba mate), 2973 nucleotides. The record is from the annotation of a GenBank genome assembly. Lineage: Eukaryota; Viridiplantae; Streptophyta; Magnoliopsida; Aquifoliales; Aquifoliaceae.
AGACCAACGGUUCAUGGAAGUUAAACUGCAAUCUCUCUCUCUUUCUCUCCCUCCUCUGGUCUUACUCCCCAUCCUGCUAUAGACUUGAACAACACAUCUUCAAAGCCCAAUCCUUUAGGCUGACAGCUGGAUUCCUGAUCGACCUCCAUUUCAACUCUCAUAGCGUCCAAUUUGAGGGGGUUGAGUCAACGAACAUGUGGAGAAGCAAAAGGGUGUCAUUUUCGAUCAUAUACAUUUGCAUCUUCUGUUGGGCAUUCUGUAUUAUUAGUGUCUACGCUCAAGACCCAGAAUUCGGAUCAGCUCGAGUCGUCUUCCAGACAAAUUAUGGGGAUAUUGAAUUUGGUUUCUAUCCUAGUGUGGCACCCAAAACCGUUGACCACAUUUUCAAGGUUGAUCAGGGUUUUGUUGCCCAAGUGGCAGAUGUUGUGGGUGGAAGAACCGCUCCUAUGAAUGAUGAGCAAAGAAUGGAAGCUGAGAAGACUGUUGUUGGUGAAUUUAGUGAUGUCAAACAUGUAAGGGGCAUUCUUUCUAUGGGGAGGUAUGCUGAUCCGGACAGUGGCUCAUCCUCAUUUUCAAUACUUCUUGGAAAUGCCCCUCACCUUGAUGGCCAGUAUGCAAUAUUUGGUAAAGUUACCAAAGGAGAUGAGACCCUGAAAAAGCUUGAGGAACUUCCUACUCGUCGGGAAGGGAUCUUUGUGAUGCCAACUGAGCGCAUUACCAUUCUGUCAUCAUACUAUUAUGGUGAGAAUCUUGUGGCCUACUAAUCCAUUUUUUGUAUAUAUACUUAUAUGUGGUCGUUGCUUAUAUCAACAAUGGUCUAUCAUGGGAUAUAAUCUUGCACCUUCACCAAUUGAGUGGCUUACAGAUGCCACUUGAGCUAUGAGCUUGUAAAUAUGAAUCCACCACGUGUUGUGGUUUGUUUCUUCUAUGUUCCGCACUCUUUGGCUUGCUGCUGUACAGAGAAAAAUAGAUGUAACUUGUUCUUGCUUGUACAAGUUUGCUAAACACAUAACAUUAGUACUUGAACACUUUCCAUAACGAGUUGUAGUAAAAAAUGUUCUAUUGUGUACCAGUGAUUCCUCUUUUGUUCCCAGAAAUUCUCUCUUCCCAUGGAUAUUGAAAUAAUCUGAAGAUGAUAGCAGUCACAAGUUUUGGGUUGUCUUGUUUGAUUGUUCUAACAAGUUGACAGUCCAGAAAAUAUGAGUUAAGGAUCUUUUUUCUCAUGAAGUUCCCCUAAUUGGUCUUUAGGUUGUAGGAAAUCUACACCAACUUUGGCUGACUAUAAUUUCAACUUCCUGGCUUGCAAUUCUGUAUUUUGCUGUUCUCUGCUCCUUUUCCUAAAUUUAAUGUUUAUGAGAUUUUUGAGGAUACAGGCACGAGAUUUUGUUGGAACAAAAGCUGCAUAUUGAAGUAUAGUAGUAAAAACUGUCCUUGACUUAGCCUAAAGCACAAAACCUACUCAUUCCUCUACACUUACAGAAGCUAGGCAGUGAUGAGUCUUAGUUGCAGCGUGGAACACAUGAUUUGUUUGUAAUCUCAUUCAUCCAGCUUUUUUUUUUUUUGUGACAUUGUCCUUGUGGUGCGUCUAACUAAUCAAUUUAGAAGCUGAAAGAAAGUAAAGCUUAUGCAGUCAAAAAUUGAGUCUUCCUAUGUCAGAACACGUGAGCUUUGUUAACCAUAGCCUCUGCUUAGAUUCAUUAUGCUAUUUUCGAAACCUUCAUUUUGGUUACAAAAGUCUAAUGCCAUAAUCAAUGGUGACAAAGGCAAACCCAAACCCAAACCCAUAGCAAAUAUGCUAUAGCUUUAAGUUCAUGUCCAAUUAUUUUUCAUCUCACCAAAGCAAUUUCAAUGUUGAGCUCUGUCUUCAUUCAAUUUAACAAGCCUACCACCUUUCAAAUUUGUGGUAGGAUGAUAGACAUAAGUGUUUUUUUUUGUCACCUUUCUGCUAUGACAAAGUUGGUAAAAAGGAACUUACAUUAUGUGUUGAAGAGGUUCAUGAGCAUUCAGUGGUUUGCAGAAACUAUCAUGCAAGCAAGGAGUUUGGUCUUUGCUAUUAGGUUGGCGGGUAGAUUUAGUUACUCUAAAGUGAACCAACACAAUACAGUCUACCAACAAAUUAUUGUUACUAUUAUCCAAUCGUAGUGAAAAAGAUUUUGUUUGAGUCAAGUAGGCAUUAACGGGCAAUCUUAGGGGAGCUCAAUCAACAUAUCUUAGGUGAAAUCCCUCAGCUUGUUCGUGGAUAUCAGGUAAAAGGGACAUUAUUCAGUCAGUUGUUCCCAUUUUUUGGUUUUUUAUAAAUUUUACUGUUUUUAUUUCAAGAUACCACAAUGGAAACUUGUGAACAAGAGAAGUCAUCAUUGAAAAGGAGGCUUUCUGCAUCAUUUGUUGAAAUUGAAAGACAGAGGAUGAAAUGCUUCCCGUGAAGAAGCAGGCAAGAGCCAGUUAAAGGAGGAACUAAUUUUACCAUUGCUGCUUGAAGUUUCACAUAGAGCAUCAGAUAAACAAAGUAGCUGCCUAAUCAGAUUAAGAUCACUUGGCUCUUCUAUUCAAGUUUGGUAAAAGCUCACUGACUGUUCAUAGCUUUGAUUUAUUUCCUCCUGAAACUUGGCUGGGACACAUUGCGUUGCACCCAACUGUGUGAGUUCGUUGGUGAAUAUGCUUUUGUAGAGAACCAAUCAUACUCUGAAUUCUUUUUCUUCUUCUUUGGGCUUAAUAUAUACUGUACUUCAACCAAUUCCAUACAAUCUUUGUUUUGUCUCUUGGGCUUGCAUAGUUAAAUAUUUUGCAUUUCAGUUUCAGAGCUCUAGUUCUGGAGGUUAUGUACAAUUGCUAGUAGCUCAUUAUGGGCUAUGGCUCAAACUACUGUUAUUCAUCUUUGCCGAAAAGUCACUAGUAAUGGGGUUCAAUGGAAGAUUUUCCAUUUCUUUGGAUUGUUCGGCCCGACUUUGAGGCAGAUGAUGCGGUUGAAUGCAG